Molecule: messenger RNA, 1919 nt
Organism: Polistes canadensis
Lineage: Eukaryota; Metazoa; Arthropoda; Insecta; Hymenoptera; Vespidae
Gene: Cow
Product: testican-2
Exons: 10
Coding region: 365-1783 (472 amino acids)
Biological process (GO): establishment of protein localization to extracellular region
Molecular function (GO): protein binding; calcium ion binding
Source: RefSeq, a predicted model, not a curated record
GUCACAAUUCCUUCGACCGUCGAGCGGAACGUUUCCACUUUUCGCGUGUUAACGGUACCGAAGUGGAUAUACGGAUUUUCUCUUAAACCGCGCGUUACAUUGUCGCGACAGCUUGCUUUAUUAUUGGUGAACAUAUUUGACGUUUAAUUAAGACGAUUAUUAAAACGUAUUAUUUUAUUAUUUAAUUCGUUAAUUCGUUUGUUAGUUACGCGUAUCGUGGUAAAGUGCUGUUUUUUGAAGGGAUUGUUUGUCUUCUUCUUUCGUUAGUAAGGAAGGAAGGAAGGAAGAAAGAAAGGAAAGAAGGAAGGAAGGAAGGACGGAAGGAAGUAGGAAAUAAGUAGAAGAAAAAAAGAAGAUACAAAUCAUGAGAUUUUCUUGGGCAUUUCUGGCAACGGUACUCCUCGUACUUGUCACUGGUGCGAGAUGCAAACGAAAAUUCGACGGUGACUUUGAAUUCGACGAAGAGGAUGAUACCCGCAUAAUGAAGGUUGGAGAUAAGAAAAGAUGGAUACACGACCCGAACAGUGAACUGUGUCGUCCACUUAAUUGCAAAAAGAAGGAAUUAUGUUUACUCGAGGAUACGUUUACCGCAGUAUGUGUAUCCAAAAAAGAACUUCAUAAGUCUGGGGACAUUGUAAUACCAAAAUCUUUGGCUGUUCAGCAACGACGAAUGAGAGCGGACAGUUCAGCUGAUACACAGGACGACGAUGCCUUUUUCGAUUCAGAGGACGAUGAUGAGGAUCAGGACGAGUCUAAGUGCCAGGAAUGUCCUGUGGUGAAACCAACGUUCCUCUGCGGAAGCGACAAUCGUACGUACAGCUCGCCGUGUCGUUUGGAAUACCACAAUUGUAUUCACCAUACCUCCGUCCACAUUACCUGCAAAGGUUUCUGUCCGUGCAAAGGUACAGAUUUGCGUACGCAUUCGAAGAAAACUCAAACGCAACGUCAAAAAUCGCUCAUGGGAAAAAUGGGUCGCAAUCAUGACUUCACCCUUACACCAAGAGAUUUCAACUAUGACAAUCAUCACUAUCGUUAUCUCAAAUAUACCAAGCGUGCUAAGACUCUCGCAUCGGCCAACAGAUACGACGAUAAACAUUUAUUGAGUAACGAAGUUAUGGAAAAAUCAGUAUCAUCACCGAUGAAAUCAACUUAUAACACGGAUUGUCCACCGUCAUCAAAACCAGCAAUGGCUAAUCGACUUUUGGAUUGGUUCUCUGUCGUAAUGGCGGAUGCGAAACAUCGUCGACAACAUCCUAAGCCCAUAGGUCAUUUCCCAAUCCCUUGCCAAAGCGAAGUAAGGUGGAUGUUUGGACAUUUGGACAGCGAUAGCGAUGGUAGGAUCUCGCUUUCUGAACUUUACGGAUUGGAACACGAUCAGAACGAGCCAUGCCUAAAACCUUUCCUCGAUAGUUGCGACACUGACGGCGAUAUUUUUGUGAGCGGUUUGGAAUGGUGCGGUUGUUUUGCUAAAGCUGAACGACCCUGCGCUGCAGUUCGCAGACGAUCACCAUUAGAAGUAGCACCAGCAUGCGAUUCCAGAGGAUAUUAUCGAAGCACUCAGUGUCACCGAGGACUUGGCCUUUGCUGGUGCGUCGAUCCGCAUGGUGUUGAAUUUGCUGGUACCAGAACUCGUGGUACAAAACCUGAUUGCGACACAAUCGUGAACAAGAUCAGCAAUGGCGGCCUGAAAACGAACAGCGUUGAUUUGGACGACGACGAGGAUGGUGGUACGGAUUCAACUCAGGAUCUUGAAGGUUCGGCCGAUCAACCGUUAGAUUUUUAGGUAAAUCGAUGAUCAAUAAAACGCGUAGGAUAACAGAGAAAGAAAAUGCAAGAUGAGCUAUAAUAAUAUGGCAAGUCGUGUUGUGUAGGGUAGAAAGAAAGAAAAAAAAAAAAAGGGAACCAGCAGCGCUGAGUAG